GGCAAUUUGGAAACAAGACUAAAGAAAACGCUUUAAACAUAUCAAAUGGCAAACACCACCAAUAAUCGUGAAAAUAAUUCAGAUCUCAGUGCUCAACUCGAGAAAAUGUUUGCUCAAGAACUUUUGGAACGAGGAAUGGCAGAAGUUAUCCUAGAGGCAGGAGCGUUGAUAGCCAUUGGGCUUACAGCUUUCUUCGGCAACUCCCUUAUUUGCUUAGCCAUGUACAGAAAUAAAGCUCUCCGACGACGGGUAACAAAUGUUUUUAUUCUGAGCCUAGCAAUUUCAGAUAUUCUGAUGGCCUGUUUAUGUAUACCUAUUGCUGCUGGAGUUCUAAUUGAAGGUCGUUGGAUUUACUCGAGUUUUGGGUGCCAGUUUCAGGCGUACUGGAUCUACGUCCUGGCGGGAAUUUCUCUAUACACUAUGGCAGUUACCGCGGUUAAUCGAUUCUACCGCGUUGUAAAACCUAGGGUUUACAAUCGAUAUUUCUCAAUGAGGUCCACAUUGGUGAUGAUCCUUUUUGUGUGGUUGUCGAUUGGGAUAACCAUUGCAUUUCUCAUCAAGAUUAAUUGGCUGCGUGUGAAGUUUCAAUCAGCUAAAGCUUCGUGCGUGAUGUACGCUUGGCUUGGUACCAAAAGCCUUACCUUCAUCUACCAAAUCGUAGCAUUUCUAGUCUUCUUCAUAAUACCCACAGUUCUGAUAACACGAUGCUAUAAAAAAGUAUUUCGUAAAGUUCGCGAACAUCAAAGAAAUGUUACGAAAUCGUUACUAGGCGCAAGACACGCAGCGAGAAAGCAAAACGAAACGUCUACAACACCUUUCACGAGAACGAAUAUCGAAGAGAUUGACAUAACUAGAACGCUUUUUCGAGUGGUCCUUGCGUUUGCAGUUUGCUGGACGCCAGUAAUUGUCUAUGAAGUCAUUGUUAUUACGAGCAAUAUUUUUCAUUUUUAUGAAUAUCUCCCAAGGCAAGUUCAUCUUAUAUGGUUGUACUUUGGGACUAUUGGUAGCGCUGUCAACGCAUUUAUCUAUGGAGGUAUGAACCGAUCUUUUAGGAAUGAGUUCCUCAAGAUUUUCAAUUUUAAAAAUAAUACAAGAGUUGGUGUUUAUGGCACUGAAAUGUCAGUAUUAACCGCUACUAAUGCGGCAUAUAAGCCAACGACUCAAAAGCGAUGGUCCGCAGCCAUCCAAACAGUCCCUAAAAGUCCCCAAAAUUAG
This is a messenger RNA of Actinia tenebrosa (Australian red waratah sea anemone), 1215 nucleotides long. Its product is annotated as melatonin receptor type 1B-B-like. Gene Ontology annotation, cellular component: membrane. Gene Ontology annotation, biological process: G protein-coupled receptor signaling pathway. Gene Ontology annotation, molecular function: G protein-coupled receptor activity. Lineage: Eukaryota; Metazoa; Cnidaria; Anthozoa; Actiniaria; Actiniidae. The record is from RefSeq and is a predicted model, not a curated record.